Drosophila rhopaloa is the source of this 894-nucleotide messenger RNA. RefSeq lists its product as uncharacterized. The transcript is spliced from 3 exons. The coding region runs from base 292 to 894 and encodes 200 amino acids. The record is from RefSeq and is a predicted model, not a curated record. Lineage: Eukaryota; Metazoa; Arthropoda; Insecta; Diptera; Drosophilidae.
CUAGGCAUCAUACAACUGGCUGGGGCUUACGCUUAGACACCGGAAUUGGAACUGAUGUCGAAACGCGGGUCGGAACACCUAGUGCACAGGCAAGAAUGCUAACUGCGAUGCUACUCCAGUACACUCUACCGCUGCAGACCCCGAUGCUCUUGAACUGGUUCAGUAUACCCUCCAUUCCGUUCAGCAGCAUCAGCCACAGCUGCGUUGGCACGCAAUGCCAGUCCGCUUUUGCAGUCGUCAACCGAACGCAAGUUGGAGCAGUGCAAGAACCACUGAGCUGGCUGCAAAAACAUGACUACCUGCAGUGUUUCCAGCACACCAGCGCGGUUCGCCCGCUGCCUGGCAAACUUUCAAAUGGACGAGCUGCUGUUGCUGAAGAAGUCCGUGCUGAGAAUGGAGUUCCAGGACGCAGGCAGUUCUCCAACGCCAGCCAGGGAAUGUCCGGAUGUGGAGGGAUCGCAGCUCCCAGAACGUAUGGCCUUGAUGGCUGCAGAUCGGGGUGAGCACGAUACUACUGGCUCUAGUGGUUCUUGGCAAUCGACGCAUCCACAGGCCGCGACUCCUUGGGUCGAGCAGAAGCCGUCAAAGCUGCAAACCCUGUUUCAGAUUAGUAUUACAGCUUUGGCCUUUCUCUCGUUUGGCGGCUACCUGCUCUGCCUAAUUGUGCAGGCCAUCAAGAGCAAGGGCACCACCUACUUCCACCCGGUGGCUACGGCCACCACCACCUCAUCCAACGGGAGCGUGAAGCGCAUCAAGAUAUACCGCCGCAGCAAGCGCAGUUUCGUACGGUCAGGGCAUCUGCCCUCAGCUUCGCCUAUGGGGAUUCUGCUACAGCAAGACUACGCCUUCUACAUGAAAGCUGCGAGGGAUCGAAGGAGGAGCAUGCUCACCUAG